AUGUGUGGGGAGUGUGGGUACAGGGCGACUUACAAGUCUAAAUUAUCCCAACACAUGAGAACUCAUACAGGAGAAAAACCCUACAAGUGUGACCAGUGUGACUAUUCUGCAGCACAGAAAUCUAAUUUAGACCAACAUCUAGCAAAACACACCGGUGAGAAACCCUACAUGUGUGGGGAGUGUGGGUACAGGGCGGCUUGCAAAUCUCACUUAUCCCGACACAUGAGAACCCAUACAGGAGAAAAACCCUACAAGUGUGACCAGUGUGACUAUUCUGCUGCACAGAAAUCUGCUUUGGACAAACACUUAGCAAAACACACCUGUGAGAAACCCUACAUGUGUGGGGAGUGUGGGUACAGGACAGCUUCGAGGUCCAACUUAACACGACACAUGAGAACCCAUACUGGAGAAAAACCCUACAAGUGUGACCAGUGUGACUAUUCUGCAGCUCAGAAAUCAGACUUGGACGAUCAUAUGAGAACCCAUACAGGAGAAAAACCCUACAAGUGUGACCAGUGUGACUAUUCUGCUGCACAGAAAUCCAUGUUGGACACACAUCUAGCAAAACAUACCGGUGAGAAACCCUUUAUGUGUGGGGAGUGUGGGUACAGGACAGCUGACAGGUCUCACUUAUCCCAGCAUAUGAGAACCCAUAAAGGAGAAAAACCCUACAAGUGUGACCAGUGUGACUAUUCUGCAGCACAGAAAUCUGAUUUGUACCGACAUCAAGCAAAACACUCAAUCAGCUUCAAUAAUCCUGGUGAGAAACCCUACAUGUGUGGGGAGUGUGGGUACAGGACAGCUAGAAAGUCUGACUUAACAUAUGACAACCCAUACAGGAGAAAAACCCUGCAAGUGUGACCAGUGUGACUAUUCUGCUGCACAGAAAUCCAGUUUGGAGAAACACAAUGUUGCACAUGACUACCAAUGUGAAAGUGUGGAUACAGGGCAGCUCAAAAGUCCAAC
Branchiostoma belcheri (Belcher's lancelet) is the source of this 966-nucleotide messenger RNA. RefSeq names its product zinc finger protein 525-like. Gene Ontology annotation, cellular component: nucleus. The transcript has 2 exons. Gene Ontology annotation, molecular function: RNA polymerase II transcription regulatory region sequence-specific DNA binding; DNA-binding transcription factor activity, RNA polymerase II-specific. Gene Ontology annotation, biological process: regulation of transcription by RNA polymerase II. Lineage: Eukaryota; Metazoa; Chordata; Leptocardii; Amphioxiformes; Branchiostomatidae. The coding region runs from base 1 to 861 and encodes 286 amino acids. The record is from RefSeq and is a predicted model, not a curated record.